Esox lucius (northern pike) is the source of this 2257-nucleotide messenger RNA. RefSeq names its product NIMA-related kinase 2 (gene nek2). The transcript has 9 exons. Lineage: Eukaryota; Metazoa; Chordata; Actinopteri; Esociformes; Esocidae. Bases 204 to 1553 code for a protein of 449 amino acids. Gene Ontology annotation, molecular function: ATP binding; protein kinase activity. Gene Ontology annotation, biological process: protein phosphorylation; chromosome segregation. Gene Ontology annotation, cellular component: cytoplasm; nucleus; centrosome. The record is from RefSeq and is a predicted model, not a curated record.
ACCAAUUUGAAACCUGCAACACGGCGGUCCUUGCUAUUACUGUUUGUUUCCUCAUUUGUGGUAUUAACUCAACGCGCGUUGUUUUAAAAAUAUCUUCGAUUGAUAGCUUAUAGAAGGUAACCGCUGCCUCGCAUAGCAACCCAUGACUUGCAGUUAACGCUGACUAGAAUUUGUUAGCUACUACUGUAGCUAGCUACGGUAAAAUGCCAUCUCGUGUUGAGGAUUAUGAGGUUUUGUAUACAAUAGGGUCAGGGUCUUACGGGAAAUGUCAAAAAAUAAGGAGGAAAUCUGAUGGGAAGAUUCUAGUUUGGAAGGAGCUGGACUAUGGGACCAUGGCGGAGAGCGAGAAGCAGAUGCUGGUGUCUGAGGUCAACCUUUUGCGUGAACUGAAGCAUCCCAAUAUUGUCCGAUAUUAUGACCGCAUCAUUGACCGGACCAACACCACAUUGUACAUCGUCAUGGAGCACUGUGAAGGCGGGGACCUAUCCAGCCUAAUCACCAGAUGCAUCAAAGAAAGGCGUUACCUGGAGGAGGAGUUUAUCAUGCGUGUCAUGGCACAGCUCACCCUGGCCCUGAAGGAGUGCCAUCGCCGUAGCGACGGUGGGGCCACGGUGCUGCACCGAGACCUCAAGCCUGCCAACAUCUUCCUGGACGUCAAGCAGAACGUCAAGCUCGGCGACUUUGGCCUGGCGCGGAUCCUCAACCACGACACCAGUUUUGCAAAAACAUUUGUCGGCACCCCUUAUUACAUGUCCCCGGAACAAAUGAAUCGCAUGUCAUACAAUGAGAAAUCCGAUAUUUGGUCUCUCGGGUGCUUGUUGUACGAACUCUGUGCCUUAUCGCCUCCCUUCAUGGCUUACAACCAAAAAGAGCUGGCAGAAAAGAUCCGUGAGGGAAGGUUUCGGAGGAUCCCCUACCGGUAUUCAGAAGAGCUUAACUCCCUUCUGUCCAGAAUGCUUCAUUUAAAGGACUACCUGAGGCCCUCCGUUGAGUCAAUUCUCCAGAGCAGCCUGUUGGCGGACGUGGUCGCCGACGAGCAGAGGAGGGCACAGGCGAGGAACAGGAGGAGGUCGGCAGAUCCUGAAAAAGCCAAACCCGCCGACUCCUCGAGCACCCACACCGCAGCAGAGCUGAGGCUGAAGGAGCAGGUGCUCCAUGACAGGGAGAAGGCCCUGCAGGAGCGCGAGGAGAGGCUGGAGCAACGGGAGCAGGAGAUUUGUGUUCGCGAGAGACUAUCAAACGAGAAACUGGCCAGAGCGGAAAGUUUGUUGAAGAGCUACAACCUCCUGAAACAGCAGAAGGCCGAGCCAUCGUUAUAUUCCAAUGACCUAGAUGAGGGAAAGGAGAAUGACUCCCCUGGGAAGAAGAAGGUCCAUUUUGCCGGAGAAAGCAAAGAGAACGUGAGGCCUAAUCAGAGGCAGAUGCAGUGUGUGAAGGGCCAGGAGCUGAGGCUGAAGCAGAGGCUGCAGGCAGCCAGUCAAUUGGCCCUGGCCCUGGGCGAGGUGGAGAGAAACUAUCAGGUCAAGAGCAGGCAGAUCCUGGGCAUCCGCUAGCCCCUGGAAAGCAAACUGGAGCCUUGCUGCCAGUGCCUCGGAUGGAUGGUUAUGUGAGGAAUGUCCCAGACGUUCCGGAUCCUCAGUUUAAAACCCCUGGGUUGACAUCAGAGAGUUCCAGAACUGCUGAAAGCUAGCAGUCCCACGCUUUAGGGGAAAAUAAGUGGCUUUAAUUUAUUUGUAUCAUAGACUUGUGCUGUGGUGAAAAAAUGGCUUUGUUUUUAGUGGUGUUUUUAUUGUGUAUCUCAGCAUUUCAAAUGCAUCCUCUGUUCUUGGCAGAACUGCAAAGAUGUUAUGAUUGUUGUUUCUAACCACUGUGUAUUAAAGAUGUUUAAAGAAUUUAGAACAUCUUUUUUCAAAUAUGUGGUGAUUUGGCCGACUUUUAGGCCAUUGAGCCAGGGAAUGUUCAAAUGUAUGUUUUGGGGAGUUGGACCACUUUCUUUUAAACAAUGCUCGGAUUGACCAUUGUCCUUUACACUAGAAUUUUCUCAAAUGUGUGUAAUCUACAUUACUUUGGUUCCAUGAUGAAGUUGAUUAAAUAUAAAAAAAAUUUUACAUGUAAAGCAUCCAAAAUUCCCAUUGAGAAUUGUGUUCACAAUGUAAAUUGUGUUAACAAACAUUAAUGCAGGGGUUGGCAACUACAUUAAGCUUUAAGCCACCAAUUGUCCAGGCCCAAAACAUAAUUAUUAAAAUGGUGUACUGUG